GGUCCCUGCAGAGCUGGUCUGAGCCCUUGGGAGUUUCAGCCAUACAGGCUGUACAGGAGUACAACCUUGGAACACCAGCAAAUAUGACGAUGAUGAUGAAAGUAGAAGAGCUGGUAACUGGGAAGAAAGUGGACGAUAAAGAGACUGGCAGCUUCCUCCCUGAGGACUUCAAAAAUGGGGAGUAUGAAGCUGCUGUGAGAUUAGAGAAGCAGGAUGACCUAAAGACAGUCUCUGAGCACUCACUGACCCGAGGUGAUCUGGCUUACAAGAAGGAGAAAAACCUAGAAGCAGAGCUGAAGAAGAAGAAAUUAGAGGCAAGGACAAAACUUGAAAACUUGGAGGAUCUUGAAAAAAUUAUUCAGCUGAAGAAGAAGAAAAAAUGCAAGAAAGUGAAAGUGCCUGUUUUAAAGGAACCUGAACCAGAAGUUAUUACAGGACCCGUGGAUAUACCCACGUUCUUUAAAGCUGCGCUGGAGAAUAAGUUGCCAGUAAUUGAAAAAUACCUGUCAGAAAAAGGGGAUCCAAAUGUCUGCGAUGAGUACAAGCGCACUGCAUUGCACAGGGCAUGCUCUGAAGGACAUCUAGAGGUGGUGAAAAAGUUGGUGGAAGCUGGAGCCCGGCUUGAACAGAAAGACAUGCUUCAAUCUACAGCUCUGCACUGGGCAUGCCGGGGAGGUAGUUUAGAUGUUCUGAAAUUCUUACUGGACAAAGGGAUAAACAUAAAUGCAAGAGACAAGCUGCUCAGCACCCCUUUGCACGUGGCAGUGAGAACAGGGCGAUAUGACUGUGGGGAGCACCUCAUUGCCUGUGAAGCCGAUCUCAACGCCAGAGACAGAGAAGGAGACACUCCCAUGCACGACGCCGUGAGGCUGAACCGCUACAAAAUGAUCCGGCUUCUGAUUCUGCACGGAGCAGAUUUAACUCUAAAGAACUGCCAAGGGAAAACCCCCAUGGAUCUUGUUCUUCAGUGGCAGAAUGGCACCAAAGAGAUAUUCAACAGCCUGAAAGACAAUUCCAAAAAGAGUGUCCAUCCAGGCAAAUUCUGAAGAGAGAAACCAGACCACUCUCUUUUUGCUGCUUUGAAAUGCUUCACACAAACCUGGAUGAAAAUGGCCUUGAACAUAGUAUUUCUAUUGAAAAUA
Molecule: messenger RNA, 1142 nt
Organism: Empidonax traillii (willow flycatcher)
Lineage: Eukaryota; Metazoa; Chordata; Aves; Passeriformes; Tyrannidae
Gene: ANKRD1
Product: ankyrin repeat domain 1
Exons: 9
Coding region: 84-1046 (320 amino acids)
Biological process (GO): regulation of transcription by RNA polymerase II
Cellular component (GO): nucleus
Molecular function (GO): RNA polymerase II-specific DNA-binding transcription factor binding
Source: RefSeq, a predicted model, not a curated record